Physcomitrium patens is the source of this 1881-nucleotide messenger RNA. Its product is annotated as ubiquitin carboxyl-terminal hydrolase 4. Gene Ontology annotation, biological process: protein deubiquitination. NCBI's taxonomy places the organism in Eukaryota, Viridiplantae, Streptophyta, Bryopsida, Funariales, Funariaceae. The record is from RefSeq and is a predicted model, not a curated record. Gene Ontology annotation, molecular function: cysteine-type deubiquitinase activity. Gene Ontology annotation, cellular component: cytosol; nucleus.
CGGACGAAGGUUAUGGAAGCUGAUGAGUUUGAUGCCCCAAUAGCACCAUCGUUUCCUACACAAAUUCGCAGUAGUGGCUUCGCAAAUCCACAACCAACUCUGGACGAUUAGGAAGGAACUGAAUUGCAAUAGUUGCAGAGUCUGCUACUGUGCGGCUAUCGCCCCUGCUGCACAUCAUCAAGCCAACCCACAAUCAACAUCGUCACCACUUCUCCUCCUCGUCAUCCCACUCUCCUUGUGAUGACGUUGUUUCUUCUGUGUUCCACGGGUGCCCCAGGCGAAUAAGCCCACGUGCUUAUUCGUGGACGGUGUGAGGAGGCUGAAGCAACAGGCAAAGCAUGCCAUGCGACGGAGGCGGUGAUGGACAUCGCGGUGAGAUCGUGGUGAGAUCGGAGUAGCGGGGGAAGGGAGGGGGGAGGGGGAGGAGGAGGAGGAGGAGGAAGCAAAGGAAAGGCAGAGAGAGUGAGACUCGGACUGUGGCCAAGCUGCCCUCUCUCUCCGACGGGGGACGACCUAUGGUCAUGGGAGCCUCGGGUUCCAAGCUGGAGAAGGCAUUUGGCGAUCAAUUUCCCGAGGGAGAGCGCUACUUUGGCCUCGAGAAUUUCGGCAACACUUGCUACUGCAAUAGCGUUCUGCAGGCUCUGUACUUCUGCGUCCCAUUCCGGGAUCAAUUGUUGGAGCAUUGCGGUCAGAGCAAACCCGUCGCUGAAGCAGAGGAGAAUCUGCUGACGUGCUUGUCCGAGCUGUUCUCACAGAUAAACUCGCAGAAGAAGAAGACUGGGGUGAUAGCCCCGAAGCGAUUCGUGCAAAGAGUGAAGAAGCAGAAUGAGCUGUUCCGGAGUUACAUGCAUCAGGAUGCCCAUGAGUUUCUGAACUUUCUGCUGAAUGAGCUGGUUGACAUCCUGGAGAGAGAGGCGAAAGCAGCGAAGUCGAAUUCAGGGUGUGAGACGUCACCGGGCAAGGUGGUGGGGAAUGGGUCAGUGAGCGGCCUGGCGAACGGAACGCACAAGGAAGCAGUGGUGACAUGGGUACACAAGAUAUUCCAGGGGAUACUGACAAACGAGACGAGAUGCUUGCGAUGCGAAACCAUCACUGCGCGAGAUGAGACAUUCUUGGAUCUGAGCCUGGACAUCGAGCAGAACAGCUCCAUAACGAGCUGCCUGCGGAAUUUCAGUUCUACGGAAACGCUGAACGCGGAGGACAAGUUCUUUUGCGACAAGUGUUGCAGUUUGCAGGAAGCGCAAAAGAGGAUGAAGAUAAAGUCGGCACCGCGGAUUCUAGCGCUGCACCUGAAGCGAUUCAAGUACAUCGAGCAGUUGGGGCGGUACAAGAAGUUGUCGUACCGGGUGGUGUUUCCGUUGGAGUUGAAGCUUUGCAACACGACGGACGAUGCACCUGGGUCGGAGGCAGAGUACUCGUUGUUUGCGGUGGUGGUGCACGUGGGGAGUGGACCGAAUCACGGGCACUACGUGAGUCUGGUGAAGAGCCACAACCACUGGCUGUUUUUCGACGACGAGAACGUGGAGAUCAUCGACGAGUCGAUCGUGCAGACAUUUUUUGGAUCGACGCAGGAGUAUUCGAACAACACGGACCACGGGUACAUUCUGUUUUACGAGAGCUUGGAGCAGAAGAGCUAAGGUUGGGAAGCGGAGAGGGUGAGGAAGGUAGGAAUGGUGGAGGAAUGGUUGCGAUGAGGUGAUGGCAUCCCCUCUCUUUUUUUCAGGAGGAUGCGUUAUGGUAGGUGGUGAUUAAGAGGAGUUGGACAUGAGUGUUGUUGAGAGAUGAAGAGUAUUUGCAAGGUAGGAACACGGCCAUAGUCAACCAUUACAAAUUGUUUGAGUUUCGAUUUCUUUUUUUUACCUCAUUGCUUGCGGUUUGGCA